AUGGCGACGGGUGUGUCUGCCAGAGCGCGCGUACCCUGGGGCCAUGUGCCUCGAGUGCGGUCAGCUGUCCUUGUGCGCCGCACUUUUGCUACUGUAAAUGAAUCUACCAUAGCUCCCUACGAUGUAGUCGUGAUUGGAGGCGGCCAUGCUGGUACUGAGGCAUCAGCAGCCGCUGCUCGUACUGGUGCAAGAACAGCUCUCGUUACUCCCUCGGUCGACAAUCUCGGUGUCUGCUCAUGUAACCCUUCUUUUGGUGGAAUCGGCAAAGGCACCAUGCUGCGGGAGAUUGAUGCUCUGGACGGUGUCGUUGGCCGCAUAGUCGACAAAGCUGGUGUCCAAUUCCGCGUCCUGAACAGAAAGAAAGGCCCAGCAGUCUGGGGUCCUCGUGCUCAAAUCGACAGAGCCCUCUACAAGAAGCACAUGAAGGAGGAGAUGACAAACUACAAGGGUCUGAGUGUGCUAGAGGGCAAGGUCGCCGACAUCAUCGUGCAAAGAGAAGGAAUGACAGACGGCAAGCAUGGAAUCAUUACCGGAGUCCGACUCGAGAGCGGCGAGGUCAUCUCUACAAAGAACGUUGUCAUUACCACUGGCACCUUCUUGGGCGGUGAGAUCCACAUCGGCUUGGAAGCGUACCCCUCGGGUCGCAUGGGAGAAGCAGCGACGACAGGUUUGAGCAAGUCUCUACGAGAUGCAGGCUUUACUCUGGGCAGACUAAAGACAGGAACUCCGCCACGUCUCGACGGCAGAACCAUCGAUUAUUCUGGUCUCGACGUCCAGCCCGGCGACGACCCUCCAAUGCCUUUCAGCUACCUCAACCCUCGCGUCACUGUCCAAGAUCAACUGAACUGCUGGUCUACCCAUACGAAUACUGCCACUCACGACAUUGUUCGCGCAAACCUCCAACACAGCAUCCACAUUCGCGAAGAGGUCAAGGGUCCUCGUUACUGCCCAUCUCUCGAAAGCAAAGUCAUUCGCUUCCACACAAAAGAUGCCCACAUCAUCUGGUUAGAGCCCGAAGGCUUCGACAAUCACGUCAUCUACCCAAACGGCAUCUCCAUGACCAUUCCUGCCGAUGCUCAAGAAGCCAUGCUCAAAACUAUCAAGGGUUUGGAGAACGUCAAAAUGUUACAACCAGGUUACGGAGUCGAGUACGACUAUGUCGAUCCUCGCAGUCUGCGCAAGACUCUCGAGACCAAAGCUAUCGGAGGUCUGUUCCUAGCAGGCCAGAUCAACGGCACAACAGGCUACGAAGAAGCCGCAGCUCAAGGUGUCGUGGCCGGUAUCAAUGCUGGCAACUCUGCACUACAAAAGCCACAACUGCAGUUGACGAGGGCGGAUGGAUACAUCGGCAUCAUGAUAGACGACUUGAUUACAAAGGGUGUCUCGGAGCCAUAUCGCAUGUUCACCUCGAGAUCAGAGUACCGCAUGUCCGCUCGUGCCGACAACGCCGACCUGCGUCUCACGGCCAAAGGACGAGAACUCGGCGUAGUCUCUGAUUCGCGCUGGUCACACUUUUCUUCGCAAAAAGCACAGAUGGACGAGCUGAAGACGAUAUUGGAAGGACACACUCUAUCUAGCAGCGUUUGGCAGUCCCAUGGCUUUGCCGUGCGCAGCGACAGCAGCAAACGCAGUGCCUUUGACCUCCUACGUCUCGCCUCCAUCAGUGUCUCCAGUCUCAUUCCCCUGUUGCCCGAGAUCGCGAAGUUUGAUCCAUACAUCAUUUCACGCAUGGACAUCGAAGGCACAUAUUCUCCUUAUGUCACUCAACAAGAAACACAAGCCAGACAUUUUGAAAGAGACGAGCAAUUGCUGCUUCCUGCAGACAUCAACUACGAGAGCAUCUUCGGACUGAGUAAUGAAGAAAAGAGAGUGUUGAGUGUGACCAGGCCUGAGAGCCUGGGUCAGGCUAGAAGAAUAGAAGGUGUUACGCCUUCGGGCACACUUCGCUUGUUGGCUCAUGUGAGAGGGGCAGGCAAGAGAGCGGCUGCUGUUGAUCAAGUACUUGCAUCUCAGGAGAGGGAGGUUGUGGCCUAA
Aureobasidium namibiae CBS 147.97 is the source of this 2034-nucleotide messenger RNA. Its product is annotated as glucose-inhibited division protein A subfamily. The record is from RefSeq and is a predicted model, not a curated record. Bases 1 to 2034 code for a protein of 677 amino acids. Lineage: Eukaryota; Fungi; Ascomycota; Dothideomycetes; Dothideales; Saccotheciaceae. Gene Ontology annotation, molecular function: flavin adenine dinucleotide binding. The transcript has 3 exons. Gene Ontology annotation, cellular component: cytosol. Gene Ontology annotation, biological process: tRNA methylation; tRNA wobble uridine modification.